GGAGAAAUACAGUGGAGAUAGAGAAAUCCUUUUGGAAUACAGCCUGGAGGAGCAGUCUGGUAUGUGGGACUCUAAGAGGACAAGAACGGAAAGAAUGUUAAAUCUGUUUCUGUAAAAAGGGAAACUUAUCAGAACGUUUUUUUUUUUUUUGUGGUGGUAAUCUUGCCAGAUCUGGAGACUGCAAGAUGAUGCUCCAAAAAUAGAUACCUGUCCAUGUGCUUAAUGUUAUUACUAUAAUCUGACCCCCUGACCUACCCUCUAGUUCAGUCAUUGAGACAGGAAGUUUGUCAGCUAACAGCAUGCUACCAUUAAGAUAUUUAACAUAGGAGAACAUUAAACCUCUCAACACUCAGUACGUUCACAUGACACUCGAGAAAACCGAAUUAUUGCCUUCCUCCAAUUAAGACCGGACAACUGAAGUGCAUGUAAACACCAUAGUCCGACUAUAAUUGGAAUCUGAGAAGUCCGAUUGGAGUCGGUGAACUCUGAUUACAACACCCAGAUAAUGAGUCAGUAAUUCAAUUUUCUCAGCUGCAUGUAUACAAGGACGAGGAGUCCAAUUCGGCGAAAAAACUGAAUUAUGAGCUUAGUCCGAUUAAGCUGUGCAUGUGUACGCAGACAAACUGUUACUUAAAAACUCUGAAAAAGUCGUAUGAUGGUAAAAAAUACCUAAAGAAACAACCUCCAACUGAGUAAUUUAAUAUAAGUAAGUUGCAUGAAUGAGAAUAAAUAUUCCUGAAAUUCCUGGAAGCCUGACUCUCUGUGAUAAAAACAUACAUCUGUGAGAGACUGCGUGAGCAAAUUGUUCAGUUGUUCAAAAUCACCUCCAAAUUCUCUGCUUUUGAACGCAUCUGAACAUAUAAGAAUAAAAUGUCUCAGUUUCAACAUUUUCAUCCUGGCUUUGCACCAUUUUUAAUUAAUACCUCAAAAUCUCUUUUUAUCAACAUUUUACAAAGCCUCUGACCUUCGUUAUGGAGCUGGGGGUUGUGGCAUUUAAACCUCCAAUCUGAUCUACUCUUUAACCUUCAAAGGUUUUUUAAAAAAAUAACCCAAUCAAAUUAAAAUCAGGCAAAUUCCUGUGUUUCUGUAAAGCAGCAAAACUAUUUGAUUAGAAAAGACAAAUGUUUAAUCUCUAUGAGUACCACGAUACCAUCAUAGAAUAGCGCAUUAGCAACAGUGAUAUUGCAACUUCUCUUACCUCUGGCCUUCCCUCAGCUCCCUCUAAAAGUGUCACAAUCGUCUGGUAUCUCAUCUACUUCUAAAUCUCUCUGGAGGCAUCAUAGAUCUCAGGAAGGACAAUCUCUCCCCUUAGCUCUACUCGGUCACAUUCCUGCACGCUCGGCCCGUUUAUUUUGAUGUCUCAUGAAGCAGACUUCCAUCAAGAGAGUAUUUAUUUUUUGAUGAACCGCUUCCUCCAUGUCUACCCGCCUUCUUACAAAAAUGAAAGUAAAUAUUGCAUUUUGACAUAUGAACAGAUUAUACAAUGAUGAAUACUAGUCAUAAUACGCUCCAGUAUCAUCUUUAGCUUAUUGCUUUUUUUUCUUUUUUAAAUGCUGUCCUUAUAAUACUUGACUAGGUCAAAUCAACCUUCGAUGUGACUUAUUCAAUAACUAACACCUCAGUUUCUUCAAAUUGAUUUAAGUUCUUCUUUGUUGAAAUACAUUUUAAUUGCAUUUUGAUGCAUUUCUGUGAAUUUUUGUUUGUCUCUGAACACAAAUCUGAGCAUUUGUUCCUCAUGAUGAAUUCCGGUUUUAUCACUCCAGGGAGGAAAUGACUACAUGGCACGACACGUCACAUGUUUAAAUUGUAUAAAAAGCUGGGAUGAGCUGUGCAGUGAAUUCCUGGAUGAGCUGGUCGGACAGUCAGUCCAUGUAGGGAUCGUCUGAGCCGAGCAGGGCAGGAAUGUUAAGAAGCAGCCUCCCAAUUACGGGAAAUAUUCAGCAAGGAUUUAGACUCGGAAUCUCAAACUCGCACAGAGCAGCUCCUGUUUACGCCGUAAAUCUGAUGGUCAGGACUGAAACGCUCCAUUGUGUGUCACAUCAGACAUCAGAUGCAGACUACUGCACUGCUGAAAUGUCAAAUCUGUCCUAAAGUUUGUUUGGUAGAAGUACAUUCCACCUUUACAUAUGACUAUAAAAAAAUCAAACUCUUGAGUCUGAAGCCACACGCACAUACACUUCAUAACACCUUGAUGGACCAAAGGGCCAAUGGUGGUGGACGGCUUCUCUUUCUUGGCUGCAGGACAGCAAGGUUCAGAAGAUCUUUUGUACCAACAGCCAUCAGACUUUACAACUCUUUUGUAAAUAGUAGAUGACUUUUUGACACAUGACAACGGGAUAAGAUCAAGUUAUUCUUAUAUUUGGGUUCCCUAAAGAGUUGACAGUUCAGCUCCCUCAAAAGGUGCUGGAUGAAGUUUAGGACCUUCGUGGACCUAGCUUUGAGCACUGGCAGAAAAAUCAGAAUCACAACUUAAUCAUGUUUGGGAACUGUAGUCAUAAAUACUGUAGAGUAAAUGUAUGAGGUGUUUCCAAAUGAAGCAAAUACGAUGAGAGCAAAGGAAUUAACUGCACAAGACUAUUUGUAAAAUGUUUGUUUACUUUAAGUGAAAAUUAUUUCUUUCUUUGAAGUAAAAUGUAUCAAAUUGGAAAUAUAUCUGAUGGUCUGACAAAAAAAAUGGAACUUGCUCACCCCCCUGGUUUCAGAAAUGGUGGUGGCCUCUUAAGAAAAAAGCUACUUUGAUCCAUGAUAUGUGUGAAGCUCAAUUUGAGCUUUUACUUAAAAACCAUCCUUCUUUAACACUCACUCUUCUCCUUCUUUGUCCAACCAGUGCAUCUUGGGCAGCUGUUAGCUACAUAAAAUAUCCCACACUUUUCUAAUUUGUUUGAGUAUCAAAGCAAUAUCAAAGAAAAAUUUCCUCUUUCAGAGUAAAGCUAUGGGAAAAUAAAGACAUAAUGUUAUGAGAACAAAAAAAUGGCAGAAUCUAAUGAGUAAAGUUGAACUGAAGUCAAAAUAUGAGAUUAAAGUCAUAUUUUCCUAAGAGUGAAGUAGUGCUUAAGUCAUAGCCUUGGUUUACAGUACCAUUUAAUACCUCCUUGCACUUUGUUGUUGAUUUUGGGUUUUUUUUCCUGUCACUUUUGCAUUCGUAGUUGAAAGAAAGUUAAAUCUGCUUUAAAAUAUGAGUAUGUAAUUGUGAGAUCUUUUUUGAAAUGAUUUACGACAACAGUAAAAAUACCUUCCAAAUUAAAAUAUACUUCAUCAUGCUCAUUAUGGGGUGGCACAGUGGUGUAGUGGUUAGCACUGUCGCCUCACAGCAAGAAGGUCCAGGGUUCGAAUCCCUCUCAGGGCGCAUUACUUCACUCAAAAGUUUAAACUUGUUCAUAACAUAGUUCACUCAAAUUCAAGGAAAAGAAGCAUCAACGGGCUGUAUUUUUGUGAAUUUUCUUAAUAUUUUAUACUCCCAAAACAAAUACUUACAAACAUGAUGGACAAAAAUAUAUUUUUUCUUAUAUAUAUAAAGAGCAGGAAAACUUCAUUUUAAUGCCCUAGAAACUGGUUAAGGGUCAUUAAAAGCAUUAAAUGCUACUGUAAGAGACAAAAGGAUUAAGUAUGGCAAUUUUCUUUUUUUUUUUUAAACCAAGCUGAUUCUUGGUUUGGGUUUAAAUGUGGAUGAAUUAAAAUUCAAGUUUUGUCUUUUAGGUCACAGACCCAGGCUGCCAUCAAUCCAAAUGAAGAGCCUCUUGGGUUUUUGGACGAUAACUUCACAGAGAUGGAUUAUAUGCACAACAACAAACCUUCACCAGCUUAUUGAAACUUAAUAAUACAACAUAAAGUUUCAUAAAGUGCUUCAUGUCCUUGUUGUUCUGGUGAAUAUGCCUUCAUCUUACUCUACACCGUCAGGGGUGGAGGCAAGGAGUUUGUCAGUACGUCCACAGCGGGGCUGCAGAGCAGAGACGUAUCCUGCAGGAGGGACACCAACUCCACAGACCCUGGAGGAUCAGUCUGGUUUUGUGCAGGACUUGUGACUGGUUCAGGCACCCUGCCCUUCUUGGGGACCACUCUCUUUGUUUCACUGUAACCGCUCAGCCUGGAGGCCAAAGACCUCUUGGGUCGAGGCUUUUUCAGCUUCCUCCUCAGCGGGUCAUGGGCGAUGCUGUGACGCUGCAGACUCUGCCUCAUGGCGAAGGUUUUCCUACAGCCCGGGUGGGUGCAGGUGAAGGGUCGCAGCUCCUCGUGGAAGGAGCUUAUGUGGCUCUGAAGGUUGAAAGCAGUGGUGAAAGACCUCUCACAGUCGUCUCUCGGGCACUUGAGGACCACCCGCACAUCAGAGUGGAUGUGUUGAUGCUGCUGCAGGAACCAGGAGUCCCUGAACUCUUUGCUGCACUGAUCACACCUCACAGUGAGCCUGUGCUGCUCCUUCCUGUGCUUCAGGUACUCGGUCCAGGUCUUUCCUGUGAAGCUGCAGUCCUCCUCUUUACAGGGGUAACCUCUGUGCACCUUCUCAUGCCUCUUCAGCUUGCUGGGGAAGGCGAAUCUCAUCUGACAUCCUUCAUAGGUGCACAGGUAAGGGGGCAGCUGAGUGUGCUGCUCACAUAUAUGAGACUUGAGCUGCUUGUGUUUCUUGAACUCCAGCCCACAGCCCUCAAACUUACACGCAUACUUCUUCUGCUCCUGAGUGUGGGCCCUGCUCAUGUGUCUGCUCCGGUUGGAGUUGGUGGUAAAUGCCUCUUCACAGCCGUCAACGGUGCAUUUAAAAGGCUUCACGCCGCUGUGGGUGAGAUCAUGUCGGGCUAAGUGGUAUGGGCUGCUGAAAGACUUCCCGCAGCCAUCGUGCUCACAUGUGUGCGGCUUCACUCCGGUGUGUUUACAAAGAUGAGCGCUCAGCUUCCACUGUUUGUUGUAGGCGGCCGAACAGUCCGGAAAAGAGCAGAUGUAACGUUUCUGUGGCUCCGCUUUAUUUUCCAUUUCUGCGACAUCGACAUGUGAUAGAAACACAAGUAGAAACGUCUGAUUUGAUACGGCCACGUUUUCACUGACAGUCUUCCUGACACCGGUUCUUCCCACAAUCCUCUGCAAAGUGACGUCAGUUUCUAAGAAGAUGCUACAUUCAGGUGCUCAUCUGAAGCUCGGAAUGUUUUAAAUGUUUUACAAAAUCCAAAUGGAUUCACACACUAGAGAGAAAAUAAGGCAAGACAACGAUAUACCUUUAAAAUGCAAAAAUAUAAAAAAUAAAAUAAAAUAAAUACAAAAAUACAUAGGACUUUCAUAUUAUAACAUGAAAACAUCAUAUCACAAAAUAAUGUGAUAAGUAUCACGUAAAAAUGUGAUAAGUAUCUAUCGCAUUAUUUAUGAAAAAAAUACAUCUAAAAACCACGUAAAUAUUUACGAGGGGGUAAAACAAAAAUUAAAAAAACGAACAUGAAAGAGUGUCUAUUACCAGGUUUUUACAGCCUAAACAUGGAUUUUCCGAUUUUUUCGUACAGCACAUGAAUGCAUGGUUACGUCUCUGGUACCCAUCAGCCCUCUGGAGUGUUUUUGGCUGUACAGCUACAGAAGCUUCUGUGAGUAUUUUGUUUUAGCGUUAAAACAACAUUCAUCAUAUCGACAACUCAUUUUAGAUAACUAUACAACUGUUUGUAGUUGCUUUCGUAAUUUAGCAAUAAUUUGUAAAUAUCUGCAAGGGAAAAAAAAGGGGGCGUUACUUAUCAAGCUAACUGCUGCUAACGUUAACUUAGUGUUCGCUGUAUUGGAACCGUUUCUUUAAACUAGCUCUGGAAUAAAAACAGGACUUUACUAUGCUGGGAAAUGUUAAAUAUAUAAGGUAUAACAGAUUGUCAGGCAUCUUAUUGUUCAUGAAAAGACAGUUUAGCUCACUGUUUUCUCCAAAGUUCAUAAAUAUUCUGUCUAACCGUGUAACAGCCUGUAAAACCAUCAUGUUUUUGUUUGUCUUCAGUGACACCGAGCUUUGGUUUUGGUCUGUUAUCAGGUCUUAGUGUGGGGGUCCUGACGUCAAAAUGGUAAGCCAUGACCUCUAUCAUGUACUUGUGUCUGUCCCUGGAGUUACACACAAUCACAAGUGUUUAAUGUGCAUUUAUCUAUCAAAGUGCUCUGUGUUUAUUUCUUAUACAGGGUGAAAGGAAAGGAACCAACAAAUACUACCCUCCUGAUUUUGAUCCGGCUAAGGUGAGUAUUUGCAGACAGAGUCGCUCAAAGUAUGGGUCAGUGUCAGGCAAGUUUUAAUUUUUGUCCUAUUGUGUCCUAGCAUGGAUCACUUAACGGUUACCAUAAAACCCACGCCCUGCGGGAGAGGGCCAGGAAGCUGUCCCAGGGCAUCCUCAUCAUCAGGUGGGUGAACACAGAGGAGUGAAAGGGAUUAUUAUCCACAAUUAUGUUAUCAGACAUGUUUAAGAUUGUUUUGUUUGAUCUGGAGACACACACACAAGCAAAUUAAGGCACAGAUUUUAUAAAACACUUACAACUGUAUUAUCAGAUUUAAGAAACAUCUAUUCUGUCGUGUUACUCCAAAGCAAUGACACUUUUUUUCUGUUGUUUUCUUUGAUAUAUUUGAUGUUAAUUCACUGAAUUAUUCAUUUUUGUCCUCAAAGGUUUGAAAUGCCGUACAACAUCUGGUGUGAUGGCUGUAAAAAUCACAUCGGCAUGGGUAAGUGUUAAGAAAAAUGUCUUAUGAAGUGCUAUUUAAAAAACUAUAUUGACUGGCUGUAAUGUUUUUCUCUGUACAGGGGUCCGCUACAACGCAGAGAAGAAGAAAGUGGGGAACUACUACACCACGCCAAUCUACAGGUAAGUGUGAAGAGACAGGGUCUGUUUUAACUCACAUUACACUCUGAAAGAAAUGAAAAUGAAGACAUGUUUUUGUAAUCCAGGUUCAGGAUGAAGUGCCACCUGUGUGUGAACUACAUUGAGAUGCAGACGGAUCCGGCAUCCUGCGACUAUGUCAUAGUAAGCGGAGCGAGCCGGAAGGAGGAGCGCUGGGACAUGGAGGAAAAUGAGCAGAUCCUCACCACAGGUUAGGAAUCAUUUUUACUGUCAAAGGAAAGAAAAGGUUUGCUUAGGUGUCUGCUGGAGUCGUAAUUUGGGCAGAUAACCAGCUGAUAACCAGGCUGCAGUUUGCCUCUGUGCUCUGCUUCAGCUGUUUAUCAUCUCUCCUCUGUACAGAGCGGACAGAAAAGGAGAAACUGGAGACAGAUGCCAUGUUCAAACUUGACCACGGUGGGAAAGACAAGGAGAAGCUCAAAAAGGCUCUGCCCUCCCUGUCUGAGAUCCAAGAGUACCAGUCCGGCUGGAAGGAUGACUUUCAGCUCAACAGUUCCCUCCGGAGGAAGUUCAGGGUAAGAAAAUCACUUCUUGACUUUCUAAAAGUUUCCACUUCUAUGAGAAUAUUUCCCUACAGUUAUGGGAUCAUUUUGACUUUGGUUUGUGUGGUUCUUUUAAAUUUGUGUACUACAAAUAUUCCAGACAAUCCAAUGAGAGUUAAAUGAAAGGCUAGAGACUGUGACACAUUAUCUGGUGUAAUCCGGGGUUAGAAUUUGCAGUUCGUACAGUAACUCCAGGUUUUACAGGAGAUUCACUUCCUGAGGGACAAUUUCAUGAACAAAAACUGUGAUGAAAAAAAGUGUCUCUGAUUGUCUUUGAUUGGUCCCAGGUCACUUAAACAACCUCAUUUAUGUAACUGUGCUCACUGUAAAUCUGUCAGGUUGAUAACCAGCUUCCCCCAAAACUGCAUCUAUUUCUGCUUGGCCCCCAAACGUCUCCAAACAAGAUGAAAUAAUCACCAGAACAGUAUCUUUCUCUGCUCGAGAAAGUGUCCACAUUUGGACACACGCUGAGAUCUUUGUAUCUGACUGCUUUGUUUGACCCUGUGUGUGCAGACAGAGAAGAAGGUUCUGGCUGAGCAGGAGGAGAAGGACAACAAGGUGAGGACAAGGACCAACCUGUCCAUCCCUCUGCUCCCAGAGAAGGAGGAGGACAAGAAACUGGCUGCACUGCUCACCUACCAGGCGCCUGACUGUAAGAGCCUGUUACAUGCUCUGAAGUAACAUGUUAGUCAUGAUAGUUUAAGACUGCUAAAGAACUAAAUAUCGAAUUCUGGUUUCAGUGAGUUCUGGUUUAACAAUCAUAAAACAUUUUCUCUUCUUUGUUUUCUCUCUAAACAGCCUAUGAGGACAAACAGCACAGCAAGCGAAGAGAGAUCUCCUCUCGUUCGUGGUUCAACACAUCCUCAGCUGCACCUGGAAGUGCAGCUAGCAGUCUGCUUCACAAGCUGGGCCAGCAGGGGAAAGAAGCAGCCAUAGCCAAAUCUCUGAGCACCUCACACAGCCCCCUGAUCCGCAAACGCUCAGGAGGUCCUGGUGUCAAAGCAGAACCCUGCGCCACGGUCACAAGCGGACUAUCCCAGCCUGAAAUCAGCAGGAGCGUUGGAGAGGUUUCAAAGGAGUCCCAGAGUCUAAUAUCAACAUACAAGAGUCAAGAAGUGGCGGAGAUAAACAGCUCCAGCUCCUCUGAGGUAGACCGGAAAACCACAGAGCAGGGAGAGGACGGACCAAAAAACACCGAAGACUCUGGGGAGGAGAAGGUGCAGGACAAAAGUUCAGGAGCAGUCACAUCUUUGGUGGCAGAUUACAGCGACUCUGACUCAGACUCUGAGCAGUGAGGCUGGAUGUAGAGCUUCACGAGUUCACCGUUCCUGUUUUCACUGAAUGUUAGUUUUAGUUUAAGAGAGUGAAAAACAAUCUCUUGAUGUUUCUUUCCCGCCAUGGACCAUUGCGAAAAUGUUUGUUGCUUUCAAGACUGCAAAACAUUUAGAUAAUAAGACUGCUCAUUUUUCUUGCAGCCAAUCACAGCAAGAGUUUUUUUAAAUUGUAUUUAAGGUUUGAUUGACUUUCUACCAACCAGCAACAACCUACACAGUCUGUGUUCUUGUGAUAUCCAUGGCAGAAAUGUUGUUUAUUUAUUAAUAUGACCUUUGAAAUAUGAACUUGUAUCAAAUGAAUGAAUGUAUAAAUCUUCAGGAAGAGGAGGAUUUUCAUUUGACACUUUCCAGCUGUGACAUUGAUGCCUGAAUCCUGGUGUUCAAACAGUACACAGCCGUGCAUAUUACAGGCUAAAUAUUCUGUCCUCCAAAACAAACUGCUGAGCCAGAAGUGGAUUUUAUGGAUUCAUGAUGAGCUGCAGACUGUCAAAAAUGUUCAACUUGUUUUCCUCAUAAGGCCUGUUUGCAAACACUAUGAUUCAAACUCAGUAUGUGUUGUAAUUUUAGUUUUUUAGUCACUUGCAUGUGCAGUAAAACAUGCAAGAUGACCCGUUCAAACUGUUCAAAAGAGUUCUGUUUGAGUUGAACUGAGGAUUAUAAAUUGUUUAGACGUUUUACAUAAAGUAUGAGUGUCUGAUUUUUGCUUCAAAUUGAGAAUCAAAGAGAAAAUCUGCCAACUGUCUUUCAAGUGGGUUGGGUGUGUGAGUAAUUUCUUGAAAUACUCAGAAAAAUCCAACUAACUGGUGCUUAUUUCUCCGAUUUUCUCACCCCAGCUUUAGUGGACUGCAUGACCCAGUGUGUGUGUCAUCAUGUCAAUAAAUCCAUCAGUCUUUAUUUAUAUCCUGCAGAUUCACAUCAAGUGUUAUCCCAAGACACUUAACAAAAGAACCUGGUAUAGACUAUACUCCAAAAAUGUAGAUAUAAGCUAAUUUUAUAAAAUGUCUGUUAAAAGAU
Xyrichtys novacula (pearly razorfish) is the source of this 9721-nucleotide messenger RNA. Lineage: Eukaryota; Metazoa; Chordata; Actinopteri; Labriformes; Labridae. The record is from the annotation of a GenBank genome assembly.